CACUGAUGCAAAUCAAUAAAUCAUCUCUAGCUUUUUCCGUCAAGCUUCAAUUUCCUGUUGCUAUCCCAGGACUGCCUAACUCGAUGAUAUCAUGUGAUCACGUGAUUGGCAACUAUCCCCGUUCGGCAAGCUUGAGUUCAACCUCCAUCGUCACCUCGAACCAGCCCACAACACCCACUACGCUCACCACCGCCCAUUGAGCGCCCUCCUCUCGCGCUCAAUCCUCACCGCCCACCCCGCACCCUUCCGCGAACACAUCCACGACCCCAGCCGCCACAAUGCCGACCCCAGAGUCCGAAAUGUUCCUGGCGAAGAAGCCCAAGGUGCCGCCGACCUUCGAGGGCGUCGACUACGACGACAACGUCGCGCUCAAGGCCGCGCAAGAUGCGAUCCUCAGGGAGCAGUGGGUCAGGAGUAUGAUGGCGCGGUUGGUGAGGGAGGAGAUGGGCAAGUGCUAUCGGAGGGAGGGGGUCAAUCAUUUGGAGAAGUGCGGGCAUUUGAGAGAACGGUACUUUGAGCUGCUCAAGGAUGCCAAGGUCAAGGGUUACCUGUUUGCGCAGAAGAACUAUCUCGACGAGCAGUACAAGAAGUAAUCACGGAUUGAGGAGCAUUUUUACAACAGGGUGGUAACCCACCGAGCCGAGAGGGAUCUGCAACUGUAUAUAACCAAGCGGAAAGAUGAAGGCGCCGGGAAAGAUCGCCGUGACCCUACAGAGGAAGAGAAGCGAAUUUGUACGACAAUUGCAGACGACAGUAACAACCUCCGGC
Molecule: messenger RNA, 768 nt
Organism: Westerdykella ornata
Lineage: Eukaryota; Fungi; Ascomycota; Dothideomycetes; Pleosporales; Sporormiaceae
Product: NADH-ubiquinone oxidoreductase 12 kDa subunit mitochondrial precursor
Exons: 2
Coding region: 279-593 (104 amino acids)
Source: RefSeq, a predicted model, not a curated record